Molecule: messenger RNA, 2388 nt
Organism: Mus musculus (house mouse)
Lineage: Eukaryota; Metazoa; Chordata; Mammalia; Rodentia; Muridae
Gene: Fam72a
Product: family with sequence similarity 72, member A
Exons: 3
Coding region: 2104-2388 (94 amino acids)
Cellular component (GO): cytoplasm; mitochondrion
Source: RefSeq, a predicted model, not a curated record
GGGGUCCUGAGGCAGGAGAGAGCCCGGGCCAGCUCGAGCCGCCCAAGCUUGGACGACCAGAGAGGGCGCCGAGAGGACGGCUUUGGGGGCGAGGCAGUGAGGGAAACCGCGGUGGACCGCUGCAACGUGAAGUGUAGGAUGUUGGCAACUUUCGGGACCCGCAUGAGGUUUGGGUAUCAGAGUGGGUGGAGAAGCCCUGGGAGACAGACUGGAGGGCUGGACGGAGAAAGCACCCUGCAAGCCGUGAGGAACACCCCAUCUUUCCGGGUCCUGGGCUGGCAGCCAAGGCUAGGAGACCAGGGACGAGACCAGCGGACCGUUACGGCGAGGCCCCUAGGUGGACCCGGCCAACCGUGUGCAAAGGGGCUGCGGGAGGGCGGUGUCGCCGCGUGAGGACCGUCCUCGGCAGUGCAGGGAUGGGCGGAGAGAUGAACAGUCCCGAGAAGUAUUAUGGGCUGCACUGGGGGAUUUGGAGGGCCGGGGAGGGCGGUAUGAGGACCGCGGGCGGCGACACGGCUAAGGCGGCGCCGAAAGCAGCAGCAUCCGCAACGCGUCCACCCGCCCAGUCCCGGUUUGUUCAGUCAGAGCAGCAGCAGCCGGGCGUACGGGGAGGGAAGGGGAGAAGGAGCCUUUACCUGGCUCUGCCGCGACCGGUCCCAGGCCCAAGGUUCCGCUUCCCACUUAGCGUUCUCCUCCCCGCCACCCUCUUCUACGCAGUUCGGCCCCCCAGUUCCCUAAGGAGACUCCGCCAACUCCGCAAGACCCCGCCGGGAAGCUGAACCCACCCCUUUGCCAAUCACCGCCCGCCUAAUAGCGACUGACGGGGACUAUAGCCAAUAGGAACAACUGAUCCAUAGACGCCAGGAGUAGAGGCGGGGCUGACGAAACUUAGAGGUGUGGCGAACACUAGCUGCCUAGGCGCAGUCCUAGAGUGAGCUCCUCCCCGGCCUGUGGAAGCCUAAAGUAAAGCUGAUGGGCGGGAUAAAAUGGAAGCGACAGCCAAACACAAACUCUCAAGAGAAGACGGGACCAAUCGGACCGGGAAAGGGAGGAGGGAAGUUCAGCCAAUAAAUAGUAGAGAACGGCCUGGACCUUAGUGUAUCCACCAAUAAGAAACUCGGGGUGUGUCUUCCAAGUUCACAGGGGGGAGGGUUUAAGCCGAGCAGAUGCUGGCCAAUGAUCUUAGGGGCUGAGCUAAUAUUAACCAAUCAGAGAGCCGAUCUGAUAUCGGCACCGUUACUGGGGCGUGGCCUCUGAGCUCACGUCAGGAGAAGGCCCUUGGCCUUCCAAUGUGGGUCUGGGGCAAAUUCUAGUCCUCCCAAUCCCUGCUCGGCGCAGGCAAUUCAAACUGACAGCGGGUUAGAAAAAGCAGAGAAAGCGGAAGAAAGAGCAAAACCCGGCGUGUUCGCUGACUGACUGCAGCGCGAACUGAGCCUAUUCCGAGGCUUCUCCCCUCCACCUCGCUACACCGCUGCUCACUUCGGAGCGACCGCUGUGGAAGAGACCUUACGGGUUACGGGCCGCAAGUGCGAGAGCUCGGCCGGGAGAGGACGCCGAGAGCCGUGGUGCAAGGGAGAAAGCCCACGGGCGAGCUCCGAGAAGAGGGAGCGGGACGGGGCCAGAGCCCGCGUGGAAAGGGCUGAGGGGCGUUGAAUCCUACGAAGAAGCCGCGUGGAGCUGAGCAAGAAUUGGAGCGCUCUGCGGGCGGAGCUCGCGCUGGGAGUGGUCAGAGAGGCGAGGCUUUAAAGGGAAGAAGCCCGCUGGGAACUGGGAAAUCGCCCAAUUCCGGAGCCGGGGUCGGAGCUGAAGAGUAGAAGAUUCUUGAAGACCAGAGAAAGUUAAACCUGUUGCGGAAGUUUCCCUUCAACUCCACUUGUCUCUCCCCACCUUGAACUCCAUUUCCCUUCCCUCCCCAAGUCAAAAGGAAGUAAAAUUUGCUCUUCCUACUCAAUAAAUACUAAGUUUCCCUUUCCACCAGGAAAAUAGGACUCUCUUCCCAGUUUUAGAGCGUAGAGAACGAGAGGCCUUCCGUCUUGAUUGUUAGCCUGAGGAAAUCAAAGUUUCCCCUUUCAAAAUUCUGCACCUCUUUCAACGUGGGACGCUAUGUCUACCAACAACUGUACUUUCAAAGACCGAUGCGUAUCCAUCCUGUGUUGCAAAUUCUGUAAACAAGUUCUCAGCUCUAGGGGAAUGAAGGCUGUUUUGCUGGCUGAUACUGACAUAGACCUUUUCUCUACAGACAUCCCUCCUACCAACACAGUGGAUUUCAUUGGAAGAUGCUAUUUCACAGGAAUCUGCAAAUGUAAACUGAAGGACAUCGCAUGUUUGAAAUGGUGUAAACCUCCUACUUUGGGGCAAUUUGCCAGAGACAGAAGAAUGUACAGAUGA